Molecule: messenger RNA, 3891 nt
Organism: Aspergillus candidus
Lineage: Eukaryota; Fungi; Ascomycota; Eurotiomycetes; Eurotiales; Aspergillaceae
Product: putative alpha,alpha-trehalose phosphate synthase subunit TPS3
Exons: 6
Coding region: 1-3891 (1296 amino acids)
Biological process (GO): trehalose biosynthetic process
Cellular component (GO): alpha,alpha-trehalose-phosphate synthase complex (UDP-forming); cytosol
Molecular function (GO): catalytic activity
Source: RefSeq, a predicted model, not a curated record
AUGACGAUCUAUAUCGCUUCUUUGUUUCUUCCCUAUACCGUCAAUUUCCAUGUCCAUGACUCGGAUCACCAGUGUCCCCGGCCGGCCAGUCCCCCACCUCCCCAACAACCAUCCGCCGACCCUCCGAAUCCAACCCCCAAUCCCGUCAGCCUGUUCGAGAAGGAGAAUGGCCCCCCCACGGUGGGUCUCACGCCCGGGGCCACCACCGAACAUGAGCGGAUCUUCUCGUCCACCCUCGACCGGGCGGAACAUCACGCCACCGGGUUCCCGUUCCCCAACCCGGAUGAUAACAUCCAUCGCAUGACGGAGAGCGAGGCUCAUUCGCCAGCCUGGGGGGCAACCUUGUCGUUGAACCAGCCAAGACCGCAGGCCGCGUUUUCGCCGUCGCCCUCCAUCCUCAAACACCAAGAUCCGACCACUCCGACUGUGGAGCCCCGGCCCGAGAAGCAGAAGCCGAAGCCGAAGGCCAUGGAGCCGGUGACGGUGCCGACCUACCUGACCGACCGCCGCCGGAGGGACAGCCGCAAGGUCUCCUUCUCGGACGCCGGCUGGACGAUCCAGAUCGCGGAGCAGGGCAACGGGGGACUGCGCAACGCAGUGCGGUCCGCCACCGAUGCCGGGCAGCUGGAGGACAAGGUAUGGGUGGGCACAUUGGGCAUGCCCACCGAUGCCUUGCCCCCGUACACCAAGGCCGCCAUUGAGGAGAAGCUUGAGGACGAGUACGGGUCGCUCACCGUCUACGUCCGGGACGGCGACUUUGACGGGCACUACACGCACUUCUGCAAGACCAUCCUCUGGCCCGUGUUUCACUACCAGAUUCCCGACAACCCCAAGAGCAAGGCCUACGAAGAUCACUCGUGGAUCUACUACGUCAAGGUCAACCAGGAGUUUGCGAAUCGGAUCGCCCGGAGCUGGAAGCGCGGCGAUUCCAUCUGGGUGCAGGACUAUCACCUCUUGUUGGUGCCGGCCAUGCUGCGGAAGCUGCUCCCCGACGCCCAGAUCGGCUUCUUCCUCCACAUCGCCUUCCCGUCCUCCGAGGUCUUCCGGUGUCUCGCCCCGCGCAAGGAGCUCCUCCAGGGCAUGCUCGGGGCCAACCUCAUCGGCUUCCAGACCGACGAGUACUGCCGGCACUUCCUCCAGACGUGCAGCCGGAUCCUGAACGUGGAAGCCACCAACGACGGUCUGCAGCUGGAGGAUCGAUUCGUGAACGUGGGCAAAUUUCCCAUCGGCAUCGAUCCCACCUCGUGGGACCAACGGCGCCAAGCCGCCGACGUCGACCUGUGGAUCAAGCUCAUUUCCGAGCGCUACGAGGGGAAGCGGCUGAUUGUAUCUCGCGACAAGAUCGAUCAGGUUCGCGGUAUCCGUCAGAAGCUCUUGAGCUAUGAACUAUUCCUGAACACCUAUCCGGAAUGGCGAGACCAGGUGGUGUUGAUCCAAGUGGCCACCAGUACCACAGAGCAGCCCGAGCUGGAGGCUACCAUUUCCGACAUCGCCAUGCGGAUCAACUCCACGCAUUCCAACCUCGCGCACCAGCCGCUCGUCUUCCUCAAGCAAGAUCUGGCCUUCCCCCAGUACCUGGCCCUGAUCUCGGUUGCGGAUGCUCUGAUGAUCACGAGCCUGCGCGAAGGGAUGAACCUGACGAGCCACGAGUUUGUCUACUGCCAGGAUGGCAAGUACGAAACCAAGAAGAAGUUUGGGUCUCUCAUCCUCAGCGAGUUUACGGGCAGCGCGUCCGUGUUCGGUCACCACGCACUCUUGGUCAACCCGUGGGACUACCGGCAAUGCGCGGAAGCGAUCCACACGGCCCUCUCGCGGACUGAGGAGGAGCGCCAACGCGUGUGGAUGGAGCUGCACCGGGCGGUGCUGCAAAACUCGACCGAGAACUGGGUCAAGACCUUCAGCGAGACGUUGAACCGGGUGUGGAACGAACAGUCGUCGCGGGAGAUCAUGGCGGUGCCGCGGCUGCCCGUCAACAAGCUGGAACAGAUGUACCACCGGUCGGCCUGCCGGCUCAUCAUCAUGGACUACGAAGGCACGCUGGCCUCGUGGGGGUCCCCGAAGAGCAUCAUCGUCACGACGCCCCAGCGCGCCAUCAACACGCUGGCGGAGCUGACCGAGGACCCCAAGAACAUCGUCUACGUCAUGAGCUCGCGGAUGCCGGAGGAGAUGGAGCGGCUGUUCCGGCUGGUGAGCCGGCUGGGCCUCAUCGCGGAGAACGGGUGCUUCGUGCGGGAACCGGGGGCGGAGGAGUGGUGCAGCCUGACGGACCGGGCGCAGACGGACGCCUGGAAGGAAGGGGUCAGCCACAUCCUGGCAUACUACCAGGAGCGGGCCGAGGGCAGCUGGAUCGAGCACCGGCACUGCUCCUACGUGUUCCACCACGGGUCGGCCGAGGACCAGGACAUGGCUUCGCGGCUGGCGUCGGCGUGCGCGGGCCACAUCAACGACGCGUGCGCCAGUCAAGGGGUGCACGCCAUCCCGGUGGACAACUCGCUGGUGGUGGAGCCGGCGGACACGAACAAGGCGACGGCGACGGCGCUGGUGUGGCGGUGGUGCCUGGAGCACAGCGAACGGGGGGACAUCGAGCAACGUCCGGACUUCCUGCUCGCACUGGGGGAUGGGCGCGACGACGAGCCGGUGUUCCGGUGGGCGAACAAACUGGAACGGGCGCGGUUGGUCAACUACGUGAUGACCGUGACGUUGGGGUAUCGCAGUACGGAGGCGAAAGCGUACUUGACGCAGGGUGUGGCUGAUCGGUGGACUCCAUCCGUCCUACACCUCCUGACUCUCGUCCUGUUUUUUCUUUCUCCCCCAUUCUCCUUCACUCUCGAAAACAAACUCGCAAUUGCUUUUCGAACGUCAACAAUGAGUCCCAACGCCCCCGCCGCCAAUGCCGCGUUCGAGGACGCAACGCAGAUCAAGCCUUUAGGCGGAGGGCGAUAUGAAGCCAAUCUGCAGGGCGAGUGGUGUGUCGGAGCCGUCCCCCACGGCGGCUACGCAACCUCCGUAUUCUACCGCCUCGCCCUAACGCACUUCGCGCACGCCCACGCAAAACACUACACGGAGCCCGCAACGCCCAUCUCCAUGCAACUGACCUUCCUGCGCCGCACGGGGACCGGCCCCGCCAUCCUCACAGUCGAAGACAUGAAGCUCGGCGCCCGCACGAGCACCAUCCACGCGAAGCUCUCCCAGCCCAGCCCGAAAGCGCCGCACGCCCUCGAAGUCAAAGUCGCCGGCUACAUCACCGUCAGUCCCGGCUCUGCGGAGGUGGGCAUCUCCGCGCCCACACACUGGGGGUUGCACCCUGCUGUACCGGGGGGUUCCGGAGCGGGGGGCAAGGUGAGCCUUGCGAAGCUGCGCGAGAGUGACAAUGACGGGCUGUGGACGUAUAUGCCCGUGCCGUUCUCGGAGUUCCGCCGCGCAGGCCGGCAGGUUAGGCUUUACGGGCCGGACCCGAAGAAGGCAGGGGCGCCGCAGACGGGCGUCGUGGACCAGUGGGCGCAGUUUUGUCCCGGGGGGAACCGGGGGGGAAAGUGGACGGACGCCGCGGUGGCGUUUUUGGCGGAUAUGUUUCCUGCGGCGCUGGAUCGGUUUGAUUCGAUGGCUUCGAGUGCGGAGGGUGGUGGUGACGGUGGUGGGGUUGGGGAAGGGGGCAAGAUUGCGAGGUUCUGGUAUCCGACUGUGACGUUCAACGUGGAUUUCAAGAAGCGGUUGCCGGUUGGUGGGGCGGAUUGGUUGUAUAGUCGGAUUCAUAGUAAGGUGAUGAGGGACGGGCGGACGGAUAUUGAUGUGGUUAUUCUGGAUGAGGGGGGCGAGGUGGUUGCCAUUGCUAGCCAGGUUGGGUUGGUGGUGAGUUCGAGUCGGAAUUUGGGGAAGAAGGCGAAGAUUUGA